AUGAACAGGAAACCCGCGAAGGACGGAGCCACCGGGAAGGGUCUCGUGGCCGCGUUCGACAACAACACGAAGGGUGGGGCGAUGAUAAUGAAAAGCGUUUCCAUCUUUCUGGCCAGUGGCAGGCGAGCCUCGGCCCAGUCGAGAGAUCAGGCUGGGAACGGUCCUGGUAGUGCUCAGCCACGUGGGACGUCCGAUUCAAACGCGAAGGACCAAACGGGCACGUCACGUACUGCGAUCUCGCGAGACAACCGAAGAAUCCUUGCCAGGAUGGACGAACUCAACGGGAAGCUUAACCCGAAGAUGCUGGAGAUGUACAAACGGCGGACGCACUUUUCCAAGGUCGAAGUGGAGGCACUAUGCAAGAUCUACCGCAAGCUGGUCGCCAACGCGAGUUUAAAUUCGAAGGCACUAGCCGCGAGCAACCCGGGUGUGAUAGCGAAGGCUGGUUCUUCAAUGGAUGGAAUCGACCGGUCGGUGUUCCGUGAGCUACUCCACAGCACCUUCGAUAUCGUGACGGAGGAAACGUUGAUGGAACGCAUCUUCUGUGCGUGGGAAAAGGGCUACGAAGGUUUACCGAUCCGGCUCGAGGGCUGGUUGAUGGGGUUGUCUACCUUUCUGAAGGGUUCUCAGGCGGAGAAAACUGCGUUCUGUUUCCGUGUGUAUGACCUCAACAGCGACGGGUUUAUUACCAAGGACGAGAUGUUCGCGUUGUUGCGCAAUUGUCUGAUCAAGCAGCCACAGGAUGAAGAUCCUGAUGAGGGCGUCAAGGAUCUGGUCGAGAUCGCUCUUCGUAAGCUAGACAUGGACAAGGAUGGGAAGAUCUCGUUUCAGGACUAUCAGGAGGCGAUCGCAGAAGAACCACUGCUCCUGGAGGCCUUCGGGCAGUGCUUGCCGUCGGAUCGUGCCACGAUGUCCUUUCUGUCAACACUGCAAGCGCAAGAGGAUUCCAACUGA
Messenger RNA from Anopheles nili, 954 nucleotides. Its product is annotated as calaxin-like. The record is from RefSeq and is a predicted model, not a curated record. The transcript is spliced from 4 exons. Lineage: Eukaryota; Metazoa; Arthropoda; Insecta; Diptera; Culicidae. Gene Ontology annotation, molecular function: calcium ion binding. Bases 1 to 954 code for a protein of 317 amino acids.